Camelus dromedarius (Arabian camel) is the source of this 1208-nucleotide messenger RNA. RefSeq names its product cofilin 1 (gene CFL1). The record is from RefSeq and is a predicted model, not a curated record. Gene Ontology annotation, molecular function: actin filament binding. Gene Ontology annotation, cellular component: actin cortical patch; actin cytoskeleton; cytoplasm. The coding region runs from base 154 to 654 and encodes 166 amino acids. The transcript has 4 exons. Gene Ontology annotation, biological process: actin filament severing; actin filament fragmentation; mitotic cytokinesis. Lineage: Eukaryota; Metazoa; Chordata; Mammalia; Artiodactyla; Camelidae.
GGGAGCGCCGGAAGCCAGCCCCGCCCCUCAUUGUGCGGCUCAUACUAAACGGAAGGGGCCGGGAGAGGCCGCGUUCAGUCGGAUCCCGGCAGCAGCUGCAGCGGCUCUUGUCUUUUUGGCUCGCCUUGCUAUCUCCUUUUCGUUUCCGGAAACAUGGCCUCCGGUGUGGCUGUCUCUGAUGGCGUCAUCAAGGUGUUCAAUGACAUGAAGGUGCGUAAGUCGUCGACACCAGAGGAGGUGAAGAAGCGCAAGAAGGCCGUGCUCUUCUGCCUGAGUGAGGACAAGAAGAACAUCAUCUUGGAGGAGGGCAAGGAGAUCCUGGUAGGUGAUGUGGGCCAGACUGUAGACGACCCCUAUGCCACCUUUGUCAAGAUGCUGCCAGACAAGGACUGUCGCUACGCCCUCUACGACGCCACCUAUGAGACCAAGGAGAGCAAGAAGGAAGACCUGGUGUUUAUCUUCUGGGCCCCUGAGUGUGCACCCCUCAAGAGCAAAAUGAUCUAUGCCAGCUCCAAGGAUGCCAUCAAGAAGAAGCUGACAGGGAUCAAGCAUGAAUUACAAGCAAACUGCUAUGAGGAGGUCAAGGACCGCUGCACCCUAGCUGAGAAGCUGGGGGGCAGCGCCGUCAUCUCCCUGGAGGGCAAGCCUUUGUGAGCCCCCUCCAACCCCCUGCCUGGAGCAUCUGGCAGCCCCAGACCUGCCCACGGGGGUUACAAGCUGCCCCCUUCCUGCCAGACCAGAGGGGCUGGGGGGAUCCCAGCAGGGGGAGGACAGUCCCUUCACCCCAGUUGCCAAACAGCCCCCUCACCCCCUGGACCUUCCUCCUCCUCCUUCCUCCACCCCUGAAGGUUCUGGCCUUCCCAAACCGCUUUUGAUCUUCUGAUUCCUCUUGGGUUGAUGCAGACCAAGUUCCCCCCAGGCACCCCUGUUUGGGGGGGCCUGUAUUUUUUUUAACGACAGCCCAAUUCCCCACGUGUUCCUCUCCUUUCCCAUGCUGCCAAUUUCUAACCGCAAUAGUGACUCUGUGCUUGUCUGUUUAGUUCUGUGUAUAAAUGGAAUGUUGUGGAGAUGACCCCUCCCCACGCCGCCUGAUUCCCCUCCCCUUUUCCCCUGGUCACAGCCACUCAUGGAAGCAGGACCAGUAAGGGACCUUCAAUUAAAAAAAGAAAAAGAAAAACACACAACAAUAAAAUGGCUCACUAAUGGGA